AUGGAAGCCCAAGGGAUCAGAGAAGAGCCGUUCCCCGCGCGGAGCAAACAAGAGGCGGGCACAGUGAACGGCGUUCCAACAGAAGUCACUUCAGUGUCCUUUUCUGACAAGUUCAUGGUGACAAUCUCACAAGAAGGCAAGCUCUCACAAUGGAUCCAAGUACCUCUACAAGCAUCAUCAGGCGGCAUGGUCGACCUGAGCCUGCCGUCAAGCAGCAGGGGACUGCUCCCUUCGGUCCACCUCACGCCCACUACUCUUCUCGGUGGGGGCGGUGAUGAGAGAGAGACACUUGGACAGCUCUACGCCGCGCAGAUUGCCAGUCUCAUCUCUACCAGAGACCCCGAAGAUCGCAGGACGCUGGUUCUGGGGUUGGGACUUAGCAAGGUUGAUACCGAGAGGGAGGCCUUCUUUGACACAGUCGAGCUGGUUCAGAAGGUUCUCUAA
Messenger RNA from Colletotrichum spaethianum, 444 nucleotides. RefSeq lists its product as uncharacterized. NCBI's taxonomy places the organism in Eukaryota, Fungi, Ascomycota, Sordariomycetes, Glomerellales, Glomerellaceae. The transcript is spliced from 2 exons. The record is from RefSeq and is a predicted model, not a curated record. Gene Ontology annotation, biological process: proteasome assembly. The coding region runs from base 1 to 444 and encodes 147 amino acids.